AUGGACAAGCAUUCUUUAGGACAUCUUGGUUUGUGUGUGAUAGAUCUGGUGCUGCUGAUGUCUCUUGCUAAAGGUACCUGGUCUGAGUGUGCUGAAAACAGAGCCGAGUCUUAUGUUGCUGUCAGUGAAGCAAGCUAUGACAGGAAUUAUUCAUCAAUUACAAGUGAAGGGAAACAACCACUGGGUUUUCACAAGGCAAUAUGGCAUUUCAACCAGCCAGAUACGACUCCUUGUAUUAGCAUUACUGGUGCCAACUCAAGACGUUUAGAGAUUAUGUUUGAGUCUGUGCCACCGUCAAGACUCUGCAUGAAACUUACGGGUGCUCCAUUGCAGUGCUCUGAUUCAGGAACUGGGCAACUAUACUUGUGUCCCAGAGCAACAGAAAAGACUGUGUAUGUAGAGUUCACCUGUGACAGUCAGUGUUCAGAGAAUGAUGUUCAGUUCUGGUACAGACUGGUUCUUGGAGCUGCACCAGAUGAAGAUCCUGAAGAUCACUGGUGUCAGCAACGAAACAGAGAAUAUCCCGAGAACCUUAAGCAGCUGCCGCCGGGUGUUCCUAUAAAUACACACACGGAAAAACCUGGUGAUAUGGCAUGUAAUCAUGCUGUCAGCCUCAGUUUAAUGUUAAUCAUUAUUUUGUUUCAUUUUUGCUGA
This is a messenger RNA of Candidula unifasciata, 654 nucleotides long. Lineage: Eukaryota; Metazoa; Mollusca; Gastropoda; Stylommatophora; Geomitridae. The record is from the annotation of a GenBank genome assembly.